Molecule: messenger RNA, 1602 nt
Organism: Drepanopeziza brunnea f. sp. 'multigermtubi' MB_m1
Lineage: Eukaryota; Fungi; Ascomycota; Leotiomycetes; Helotiales; Drepanopezizaceae
Biological process (GO): pectin catabolic process
Molecular function (GO): carbohydrate binding; carbon-oxygen lyase activity, acting on polysaccharides
Source: RefSeq, a predicted model, not a curated record
AUGAAGCUCUCUUUUCUGUUGCCCGCAACCAUCUACUCUGCACUCGCAGAAGCUGUUAUUCUCACGACAGCACCAGACUCAUAUACUAUUAAUGCUGAAUGUGCGAAUCCGUUAGAAGUUGUCGUGAGCCGGAAAAGUUGUGAUAUCACUUCUUUGAAGUACCGUGGCACUCAGACCCAGUACUCUAACACUGGAUCGCACAUAGGAUCCAGUCUAGGGACUGCUACUGUGACUGCUGAUGAAAUUACCAGCGGCUAUAUGAAAUAUGUGAAGAUAACGUGCGCGACUGAAACACUUACCCACUACUAUGUUAUCCGAGACGGAGAGAGUGCUAUUUAUAUGGCAACCUAUAUUUCCGCGCAGCCAAAGAUCGGAGAACUUCGAUUCAUCGCUCGUUUGAACGAGGGCGUUCUCCCGAACGACGACGUGAACCAGGCCUCGGAUGUCGGCGGUGCGACGAGCACUGUGGAAGGAAAGGAUGUUUUCGUGGUCGACGGUCAAACCCGGAGCAAAUUCUACUCGAGCCAGAGGUUCAUCGACGAUCAAGUUCACUGCAUGAGCGGAUCAGAUAUCAAGGCCUGCAUGGUCAUUCCAGGCAACUCGUAUGAGCUGUCUUCAGGUGGACCAUUCUUCCGCGAUAUCAACACAAACCCCACCGGAUCGUACAGCGGCCUUUACUUCUAUAUGAACUCGGGCCAUGCUCAAACAGAAGCCUAUCGAAUGGGACUGCACGGCCCAUACGCCCUAGUCUUCUCUCGAUCCGGCACCCCAAAUAAGAACAUGGACCUCUCCUUCAUGGGCGAUAUGGAGCUUGAAGGCUGGGUUGCUGCAUCCGACCGAGGCAAAGUCAGCGGUAAAGCUUCAGGCGUUGACGGAUCCAAAUUCGAAACCGUUUUGCACUGGUACAACGACGAGGCCCAGUACUGGGUCUACGCCGAUGGGUCCGGAAACUUCGAGUCCCCAGCCAUGCGCCCGGGUACCUACACCCAGGUUCUCUACCAAGGCGAGCUCAAGGUCGGGAACUGCUCCGUCGAGGUCACAGCCGGCGGCUCCGCCACUUCCGACAUCGCCUCGGACUUCACCACCGGCGUCACCCUCUUCCAGAUCGGAGACUGGGACGGACAGCCGGCCGGGUUCCGCAACGCAGACAAGCAACUCCGCAUGCACCCCAGCGACCAGCGCAUGGACCCGUGGGGACCUCUGACUUACACUGUCGGCUCAUCCGCUCUCACCGACUUCCCCAUGGCAGUUAUCAAGGGCCUCAACGACCCGACCACCAUCAAUUUCACGCUGACAGCCGAGGAAGCCAGCGGCGCUGCAACUUUGCGCAUCGGCACUACCCUCGCGUUCGCAGGUGGGCGUCCCAGCGUCGUGAUCAAUGGAAAGGCGGGCACUGCCCCUGGGGCACCGGUCGCUAUCGAUUCGCGCGGGUUCACGAGGGGCACGUACCGGGGACGUGGCGAGAUCUACGACUUUCCCAUCGAUUCUGAUGGACUAAUUGCUGGCGAAAACACGAUCACCAUCUCCGUGAUUUCGGGCUCCAGCGGCGCAACGUUCCUGGCGCCAAACUUCAUCUUCGAUUCGGUUCACCUCUUUCGCUAA